GCGAUGACGGAAUCAAAACAAUGUGUUGGCGUUUAUGGCGUUUAGGUCCUACGUUUGUACACGUCGGCGUAGGCCUACUUCUGCAGCGCUAGAGGACACGUCAUUAUUUCGAAAGUUCUGGGCUGAGUUCAAAAUUUCUGCAAAACUAACCUGACGCUUUGUUCUCGCUGAAAAGCCAGCGGGAAAAGACGUGAAACGAAGGUGGUGGAAUUAGGGGACAUUAAUGCCAGCGCCAAGUGGCUGAAUUUCGGCAGUGGCCGUAGUGCAGCGGUGAAUGGUGAAAAGAGGAUUAGGCUAUGCGUGAGCAUAACCAGAUGUUCCCGGUGAUUUCUGGCCGAGUUUUAUCACAAUGUCAGGACAGGCGACACUCUGCCGAGGUCUCGUAGUUACAGCCAUCUCCUUGCUUCUAGCCUGUGGGGCAACUGGCAGCGAGGUCCAGGCAGCCAGCACGCAGCAGCAGGGGAUUCCCGAUGACGGUGGUCCCAAAGCCACUGUCUACGUCGAAGGGGCUAGAGUGGCAGCGUUCAAUACUUGCAGUGAGAAGACGGCGUCUAGCAACCACUUCAGGGAUUUGAUGCUCGUCAGCACCCUGGAUGGCAAGGUCUCUGCCCUGGACUUGCACAACGCUGGAUCGGUCCAGUGGACGCUUGACACAGACAUUGGUCCCCUGAUGGAUGCCUCCAUCAGUGAUUUUGAGGUUAUUGGGCCGGACGGCAGCUACAAGGUGAUCCCUUCCCUGGACGGCGGCCUGUUCCGCUGGGAUGGGCAGAACGUGGAGCCGGUGCCCCUCAGCGCCGACAUGCUGCUCAGCUCCUCCUUCAAGCUCAGCGACGAUGCGGUGAUGGUUGGGGGGAAAGAGACCAGCACCUAUGGCAUCAAUGCUGGGACGGGACAGAUUGUUUACGUUUGUGGUGUGAGCGGCUGCCACAUCUUUGAAGAGAACGAAAGCACCGACAAGGAUGACAUCAUUGUCAUAGAGCGAGUGCAGAGAACGUGCCGAGCUGUAGAACAGCGGACCGGAGCUGAAAAAUGGAAUUUUAGUGUCGGCCAGCACGAGGUCUCUUACCUGCCCGGUGCCCGUAAUGACGAAGAUCUUGGUUCCUCUGAGUAUGACUACGAUGAGGACUAUCACCAGGCAACUGUCUGCGUGGAGGAGUCAGAGGAGGAGCGGGCAGUCUUCAAGGUCUUCAUCUCUCCGGGGACAGUGGGGGCCUACAGCGAGCAGGACCCCACACGCUUGCUGUGGAAACAGGAGUUCUCGACAGCUAUAGCGGCUGCCUGGACCAUCAAAGAAGGCAAGCUGGAUCCGAUCGAUCUCUUUGAUGUCAAAAAUAUUCUUCUGCUCGGUCCUGAGAAUGACAGAGAGGCACAGCCGAACUCCCAGCUGCGCCCUGCCCUGUUCAUGGGCGAAUACAACAAUCAGGCCUACGUCCACUCCUCCAAGGAAGUGCAGCACUUUCAUCAGGCGGUCGCCGGCAUGAAGGCAGCGUCGGCCGCUGCAAGCUCAAAGGACUACGCCACUGGCUUCCCUGCGCCCAAAGUACAGUGGCGGCCGUACAUGUCGACAGCGCCCUCUAGGACCCCGAUCGUGGUCAAUGACCAGAGCAAUCACAGGCUGGGGACAGCGGACAGCAAUGCCAUCACUGUGUGGUCGCAGUACCCAUUCGAUGUCGGGUAUUACGUGCUGCAGCAGAGUCCGGUCCAGUUUCAAGUCUAUGGGCCCAAGAAAAACCCCAGCUACUCGGACUCCAACGACAGCGGGUCACGAGGCGAGAAUGACGGCCUUGAUAUUCUCCUGUCAGUGUCUGCAGUAUUCUGGUGGAAGGAAAUUCUGGCCAUCAGUCUGGUCCUCGCCCUGGGCAUGCAGUUCCUGUGUCACAUGCUGAGGUCCAGCUCCACGCUCGAGAGAGUCAACAGCCUGAGCUUCACGGGAUCCGUCAGUACGCAGGAGUCCAUGUCGGAGGACACCGGUGGAAAUGCGGACAACCAGCCAAUGGAGUACAAGUCUCGAUAUUUGACCGACUUCGAGCACCAGCAAUGUCUCGGCAAAGGCGGCUUUGGCAUUGUGUUUGAGGCCAAAAAUAAGGUGGACGAGAACAGCUACGCCAUCAAAAGGAUAUGCCUUCCAAACAGGACCAAGGCUCGGGACAAGGUCCUUCGGGAGGCCAGGGCUCUGGCCAGGCUGGACCACGGAGGCAUCGUCCGCUACUUCAACUCCUGGCUGGAAGAGCCCCCGGCAGGCUGGCAGAAGAUUCAGGACGAGCAGCUCUUGGGAGACAGCGUAAAUCCCAGCCAUGCAACUCUUCUCUCACAAUCCACCACGGCCAAUUUUAACAAGGACAGCCUGCUGGUCCGAGACAAGGAGCAGUUCUUGAGCCAGACGGCCUUCCACCUCAAGGUCCCCCCAACCAGCCAAGUCGAGAUGGAAGAUUUUUCCAGUGGCGCUGUCGACUGCCUCACGAAUCUCAAUGAGGAAAGUGGCUCGUUCAGUAUUGAAUUCUGUGAUGACACUGACGGCGACGCAGAGUUCAGCUUGACCCCCAAAGUGGAUGAGUCGGCUGCGUUUAACCUCGGAUUGAGUAGCAAUUCCGAUCCCGAUCUCUUAACGCCUGUCAACGCUCCACUCUGCGUUCCAUUUGGAAGAUCUUCCAGCCUGGCCCCUGUCCGCCCAAGGGCUGGUCAAGAUGAUUCUUUCCAAGUGAUAUUCGAAAGUGAUACAUCAGGUCAUGUCACAUCAGCCAAAAUUGGAAACAGGGACUCGGUCGGCUGCGACAACAGUCAAGUUGAUCAACUGAGCUCCCCAUCGGAUUACAACCAAAACUCUGGUUCUUUCCAAGUAGGUUUCGAGAGUCGCAAUCGCGACUGCCGUAAACCAGAAACGCGCAGCGCCGACUCCACUGGGCUCAACGACGACAGCGUGUUCUGCCACGAGAGCUCCGCGGCAGACCUUGAUGACCACACCCGUCCGAGGAAAGACGACGCCACGGGCAAACACUCCCGGCAAGGCUCCCUGGCAGGGGCGGGCAACGCCCGGAGCUGCCACUCAGCACCCAGGGUCUACCUGUACAUCCAGAUGCAGCUGUGCCAGAAGGAGACGCUGAAGGACUGGCUGGGGGCCAACACGCUGAGCCGGGAUCGCCUCCGCCUCCUUCACAUCUUCCAGCAGAUCCUAGCCGCCGUGCAAUACGUACACUCCUGCGGCAUGAUACACAGAGACCUCAAGCCAUCCAACAUCUUCUUCUCAGUGGACGGGACUGUCAAGGUAGGGGACUUUGGCCUGGUGACUGCAGUGGACACCCAGCUCGAACCGGAUGAGUCACUGGAUGACGACCUCAGCAGCAUCGACCUCAGCAAGAAGCACACCAGCCAAGUUGGUACCCAGCUGUACAUGAGUCCCGAACAGUUGAGUGGGAAGAGUUACGACCACAAAGUGGACAUCUUCUCUCUGGGGCUGAUCUUCUUUGAGCUGCUGCAUCCGUUUAGCACCCAGAUGGAGCGCAUCAUGGUGAUGAGCGGCUCCCGACAGCAGAAGUUUCCAGAAAGAUUCGGCAAGGAGCUGCCCUUGGAGACCAAGCUCAUCAAGAUGUUGCUGGCCAGCAAUCCGGCUGAGAGACCGAAUGCCGACGAUAUCCCGGAGAAAGAUGCCUUCUUGCAGAUGUACAGGAACUUUGUUCCACCCAAUCUGCCUACCCACCGAGGGCGCUAUGCCUCCAACUCCAGCAAUUGAUACCUGGUUGCCACGGUCGGACUUGCUCAACUUAUGUACCGUUUGUCACGUUAUCAUGAAUCAAAUUCUUUUCAUGUCGAUUCGAUGGCAUAUGACAAGACUGUCAGUCCUCUUUACAACCCGAGACCCAAAAAGUCUGUGAGUAUACCUGGAUACCCGUUUCUUUCAAAGGAAAGAACCUCAACAUUACCAUUUACUGUGCCCGCAAUUGCAAAGUUUCUCUGUUGCCCAUCAUGCUUCUCUAAUGACCUCUCAGAAUCGUGGACUAGCAGGGACGUUUUUGUUUGGUUCUGAAAUAAUAGGAAUAACCACAUUCAAGACUUGAUGUGUAUAUAACUUGCCCGGUAAAUCACGCCGUGAAGAGUGACCGAUUAACUUUUGUUUCUGGCUCC
Acanthaster planci (crown-of-thorns starfish) is the source of this 4119-nucleotide messenger RNA. It is a transcript of the gene eif2ak3, whose product is annotated as eukaryotic translation initiation factor 2 alpha kinase 3. The record is from RefSeq and is a predicted model, not a curated record. Gene Ontology annotation, molecular function: protein binding; eukaryotic translation initiation factor 2alpha kinase activity; ATP binding. Gene Ontology annotation, biological process: eiF2alpha phosphorylation in response to endoplasmic reticulum stress. Lineage: Eukaryota; Metazoa; Echinodermata; Asteroidea; Valvatida; Acanthasteridae. Gene Ontology annotation, cellular component: cytoplasm; nucleus.